This is a messenger RNA of Chlorella variabilis, 3265 nucleotides long. Its product is annotated as expressed protein. The record is from RefSeq and is a predicted model, not a curated record. NCBI's taxonomy places the organism in Eukaryota, Viridiplantae, Chlorophyta, Trebouxiophyceae, Chlorellales, Chlorellaceae. Bases 495 to 3167 code for a protein of 890 amino acids. The transcript has 7 exons.
AUGCGGGCGUUCUUUGGGCUGAGCCCUGCUGCGCAGAAGGCGGCAGACGAGGGCUUGGAGGAGAAGGCCUCUCAGCUGUUUGCCGAUGCGGAGGCUGCCCUGAACAAGCUUCGGGUGCAGACGGCGCAGGGCGAUGAUAGUUUUGUGCUUUUGAAUAGCGCGCAGCGCUCCAUACACGCGUUGGAAGCCCUCGUCCGCAGCGGCGGCAUGGCGGCAGACCUGCAGGCGGUGUGGCGCAGCCAGGUCGAGGAGCUACAAUCCGAGCUGCAAUUUGCCACGCAGCAACUGCUCAAGACCACACCGUCGCGGUCUGCGGCUCCGCAGCCACCGCCGCCUGCUGCUGCACCUGCACCCACGCCAGCUGUGUUUGGCCCUGGGGCGGACGAUGAUGACCUCUUCUCUGGCCUCAGCUUGCAAGCUCAGCUGAACAGGGCCCCACUGACUCGCCAGCAACUGCAGCGAGUAAGGACGCCUUGGCUAGCGCGGCAUCAGGCAUGGACGAUAGCAACAUAGCGGCGUUGGAUGAGGUCCUGUUCACCAGUUUGGCGGUGGAGCCUGAGGCAGCUUCGCCAGCUGCAGAGGUGGCAGCACCAGCCAUGGCAGCACCAGCGACAGCUGGUGCUGACCUGCCUCGGGCCGGCAGCGCCAGCGACAGCCCCACAGCAGGUGCUGCUGCCGCCCCUGCCGUUGCAGCGGCGGCUGCUGCUGGUAUGGUUGCGGACUUGCCGCCCAUGGGCCAUGCAGUAGGCGACCCGGCCAGAGCAGGGGCAGGAACCCAGGCUGGGCGACGAAAGAAGGUGAUCCGCAGCCGAAUUGGUUACGCGCGCACCGCAUCUCCGGCUGCUGCCCUGGAGGCGCCGCAUGCCAGCACCCUCGAAGCCGUACUGGCAAGCGCAGGCACAAUGUCGCCAACAGCGCAGGAGACCGCAGCAUCGGCGGCAGCAGCUCUGGCACAGCAAGCCUCAGACGCGGGCAGCGCACACAGCAGGGGAAGCGGGUCCUUCAGUCCUGCCCCUGGCGCCGGCCAUGGCGGUAGUGGCAGCACGCCCGGCUCGCACAGCGGCCAGCUGCACCAGGGCUCUCGAUGGGGCUCGACAGCCGCAGAGUCGGCCGCGGCAUCAGUGGGCGAGGCUGGGAGCGACAACGAGGGCGAAGCCCAGGAAGAGCAGCAUGCCCGCAGCGGCUGUGUCGACCCGCAGCACCUCACUGCCCUGCAGCAGCAUGUGGCCCAGCUGGACAUCUGCCUGGAUCUGCCUGCCAGAGCCACAGCCAUGCAGCCCGACGAGCACCCCUCUGACAGCUGCGACUCGCGCCGCAGCACAGUGGCUGUGCGCGGCCCUCUUGGCAGCAGUGCUGACACAGACAGCGAUGAGUCCAUCACCUCUCCUGACUUCCGGCCUGUGGAGGAGCUGGAGCUUCCCAGCCCUGGUGCUGCGGCACAGAAGGGCGUGCCACAGGCAGGGAAGGCUGCGCCGGCAGCAGGUGGUGGCAGUUCUGCCGGAGUAGCGCGGCCGGAGCAGCAGGGCACAAAGAAACCGUCUUUCGCGGAGCAGCUGGCAGCGAUUACGAGGGAACGGGACGCCAUGGCCGCCCACCUGUCGCGGGAGGAGGAGGAGCUGGAGCAGCAGGAGCACACAGCCACGCAGCAGCGGCGACAGGCAGUGGCGGACAGCGCAGCGCUGGCGGCGCGCAUCGCCGAGCUGCAAGAGGCGGAGAAGGUGGCGGUGGAGGCAGAGGAUUAUGAGAAGGCAGCUGUGCUUUCCAAUGACCAAGACUCGGCAAAGGCUGCAUUGGAAGAAUGCCAGUUGGGCCUGCUAGCAGCAGAGGCCAUGCAGCGAAGCGCCAGCGAGAAGCGCCUGCUGCUGGUGCGGGAGCAGGCGGCGGCGUGGGAGGCAGCGGCCGCGGCACUGUGCAGCCUGCGGGAUGCUCAGCAGCGGCGCAAGGUGGCGACUGAGAAGCACGCUGUGCAGGUGGCUGCGGCGGCGGCAUGUGCCGUGGCUGCCGCUCAGGAACGCAUCCAGCAGCUGCAGCAGCAAUCCCAGGAGCUGCGGCAGAGCAUCCAGCAACGGCAGGCGCAGCUGGAGCAGCAGCAGGGAGACCUGGAGCGCCAACUGCAGGAGCAGCGGCAGGAGCGGGCAGCUGCUCACGCGGGGUUGGAGCGCGAGGUCGAAGAGCUGAGGGCGGCACUUGCGGUCAAAGAGGCGCAGCUGCUGGGCAGCAAGCAGAAGCUGAAUGUGGCGGAUGCCGCCAUUGCUGGCCUGCCGAACAAGUUUGCCGAGGUGGCAGCUGCCAUCGAUGCCGACCAGCAGGAGCUAACUACUUGCCAAAUGGAAGUGGAGGGCGAGGCAGCCAGCCUGGAGCAGGCACAACAGGAGGCGGCCACGGAUCAGCAGGCCGCCACGGCUGCCGUCGCGGAGGCAUUGCAGCAGUUGGAACAGGCGGCAAGGCUUGCUGCAUCGGCCGCUGCCCAGGCAGCAAAGCUGAGGGCACAGGCGGACCUGGCGGGGCGGGCGGCCGAAAAGAUGGCAGAGCUGCGGCAUGCGGAGGCGGCGGGGCAGCACCAGGUGGCGCAGGCAGAGGCUGCUGCGGCAGAUGUGCACCGGCGCAUGCGGGAGCUGGCAGGGCAGCGGGCCAAGCUGCAGCAUGAGCUUGGGAUGGUGGAGGGCGGCCUGCGCUCUGAGCUGGAGAGCCUGACUGCAGAGGCGGCUGUCCUAGCAUCUGCUCACGGUUUUACGGCUGAGGAGGCAGCAGACGUGGCCGCUGCUGUGGCAGAGUUGGAGGUAGCAUCAAUGACAGCUCCUGCACCAGCUGCAGCUGACCGCAUGGGGGAUAAUCGGGCAGCAGCAGCCCCGGAAGUGGGGUUAAUAGCAGGCGAAGCGGCUAUGCCUGUUCCUUCGUCGGCAGCGGCUAAAGGGGCAGAAGAGGAGCCUGAGGCUUUCACAGCAGCAGGGGGCCUGUCCUCAGUAGAUACUGAAGAGCUGUUGGAGGAAGCGGUUGAGGCCCCCGAACAGGAUGAUGCUGACCAGCACAUGCUACUGCCACUGGCAGCGGCAGAGGAAAGCGGUGGCAGCAUGGCAGAUGCAGCCAAGCACAUCGAGAAGGAGGCCGAUGCUGCGGAGACUGCUGCCCUGGACGAACUGGUUGGCGGCCUCAGCCUCUCGAACUGAUUGCCAGCCAGGUGGGACAUUGCCCCUUGCUUAGCCGUGGGCCUGAGUAGGCACUCCUAUUCACAUGCUACUGCAAUCUGUCAACUCAAUCAAGCAAC